AUGCUACCCGUAUUCGUGGAACUUGCCGAAGUUCCUUCAUUCGUUUCUUCGGCUGACGAGGGUGUCGAAGAUGUGCUGGUUGAUACUAAAGGAGCGGUUGACGUCCUAUGGGAGGGAGCAGCAGAGCUUCCUCCAGCAUUGGUCAAUUGUGAGAGUGUAGAGUUACUAACAGACCUGUUUGUUUCGGAAUCUGUCUUGGACGUCACAGUCGUGGCACCCGAAAGAGUUGUCGUGGUGCUCGUGCUAUUCACCCCAUUAUCAGGUGUGAUUGUCGUCACUGGCGAAGAACCGUUUUCACUUUGCGUUGUCGUAAUAGUCGUAGUGGUGACCUUGCCAGCACUUUCAUCCGUGGCUGAGUUGGCUAAACCGGUAGUGUUUGAAGUCGUGCUAUUACUAGCGUUCAACGCAGUCACCGUUGUGGUUGUAGUCGUGACUGUCGUGACUGCCCCUUUAUUUGAGCUAGUUUUUUUCGUGGCAGUCACCAACGAAGGCAUUAGCGAGGUAGUUCCUGUCUUGACGUUUUUUCUAGUCAAGACCCUAGAGGAGAUAGAGUGGCCCCGCAGCGACACCAUUAUAACAAACUGGUGCGAGUAA
Molecule: messenger RNA, 594 nt
Organism: Peronospora farinosa
Lineage: Eukaryota; Oomycota; Peronosporomycetes; Peronosporales; Peronosporaceae
Source: the annotation of a GenBank genome assembly